Molecule: messenger RNA, 1668 nt
Organism: Onthophagus taurus
Lineage: Eukaryota; Metazoa; Arthropoda; Insecta; Coleoptera; Scarabaeidae
Product: sensory neuron membrane protein 2
Cellular component (GO): cytoplasm; membrane
Molecular function (GO): scavenger receptor activity
Source: RefSeq, a predicted model, not a curated record
AUGUAUAAACAUUGUCCAGUUAUUACAGCUUUAUCCGGGUUUUUAGUUUUAAUAAUUGGGGUGUUGUGCACUUGGUAUGGAUUUCCAAAAAUAAUUGAUCACGAAAUUUCGAAGCAAAUUGCGCUUCAUCCCGGGACGAAAGCUUUCGAAGUUUGGCAGAAACAACCAUUUCCUUUACUUUUUAAAGUUUACAUUUUUCAUGUUACUAAUCCCGAUGCUGUUAUGAUGGGUGAAAAGCCUAUUCUUAAAGAAAUGGGGCCAUACAUUUAUGAUAUUGAAGUUGAACGUACAAAAGCUGAAAUUAAUGAAAAAGAUGAUACAAUUAAAUAUUAUUUAAAGAAAACAUUUCAUUUUAAUAAGAAGUUAUCUGGUUGUCGAAGUGAAGAAGAUAAAGUAACGAUUUUAAAUGCUGCUUUAAUGGGGAUGAUUCUUCAAGUACAAACUAUGUUACCAUCAGCUUUAACAAUGGUAAAAGACGCUUACCCUUUCAUUUACCCAGAUUCAAAAGACGUUUUUCUACGUACAACAAUAGGAGAAUUAUUGUUUGGUGGAAUAACUUUAUUUUGUUCAGCUCCCGAAAUAGAUUUCUUCUGCAGCACCAUGAAAGGAUUUCUCCCUCAAACGGUUGAAGUGGCGGAAAAUGAUCGAGAUUUCAUUUUUUCAAUGUUUAGAUUUAUGAACAACACUGCUGUUGGGCCUUACAUAAUGGAAAGGGGGAUGAAACCAAAUUCAACAAGAGGCGAAUUGAUUUCUUUUUUGGAUGAACCGAGUUUGGAUGUUUGGAACGGUGAUGGUUGUAAUAUGUUAAAUGGAAGUGAUUCGGGAAUGUAUUUCACCAUGAAAAAGCCAGUUGAGAAAAUUUAUACGUUUACAGCCGAUAUUUGCAGAUCUGUUUUUGUAAAAUACGAGAAACCUGUAACUUUUGAGGGAAUAAAAGCAUUUAAAUAUAGCGCUCGUAAAGAAUCUUUAUCAAAAACGAGCGAUAAUAUGUGUUUUUGUCCUUCAAAUGAUGAAGGAAAUUACGUUUGUCCACCGGAUGGAUUGGUUGAUUUAAGUCCUUGUAUAAAAGCGCCGGUUUUAUUGUCGUUUCCGCAUUUUUUAUACGCUGAUAAAACUUUAAUUGAGUUUGCCAAAGGUUUAAAUCCGGAUAAAAAUAAUCAUGAAUCAUAUUUAAUUAUUGAACCAAUGACUGCUACGCCUUUAACCGGUGCUAAAAGAGUCCAAAUGAGUAUGAUUCUUAAAUCAAUCGAGGAAAUCCCACUUUUAGCAAACGUUACCCAAGGUGUUUUUCCAAUAUUAUGGCUGGAUGAGUUUGUCAUCAUCCCAGAUGAUUUUAUUUCAUUUAUGAAAUCGAACUUUAAAAAAAUGGGGCUUUUAGACGUAGUAAAAUGGAUUUUUAUCACCACCGGAAUCAUAUUGAUGGUCAUUUCCUUCUUAUUGGUUAUGCAUCAGGAGAGUUUAAUGUGCUUUUCGAAUCGAGGAAAAGUUUCGAUUUCAAAUGUUGAACCCUUUCAAGUUCAAAGUAAUCGUGAUUCUUCAGGGAUCGCUUUAAACGAUCCCGUUAAGCGUCCUUCUUUAUAUCCACAGGUAGAAAAUCGAAAUUUAAAUAUGAACUUUAUUAAUAAAAAUCAGCACAAUCAAGGAGAAGUUUGGCAAUUCAAAUUGUAA